UGUCAUUCAAUUCAAGGGUACACUAACUUCAAUCUGCUAUGUUAAUAGUGGCUCUCUUAACUGUGUUUCUGCUGCAAGGAGCAGCUCAUUCUCAGUCUUUCUUCUUUAAUAGAUCUGUCAAUCGCCCAGGACUGCAAGUGGACUCCACUGGGAGAGCAUUCCUUGCUGCAGGCAACUACCUGUAUAGACUGAAUGCUCAGCUAAUACAAGAAGAGAAAGUUGAUGUAGGAGCUAAUGUCAUCAAUAGAGGACUGGCCCUGAGCUCUACUGGGAUGGUGGUGGUGUGUUUAGUGGAUCGCUCUUGCUCUGUGUACAGUGCAAGUAACCUCAGUGCUGGUCCUAUCAGGAGUGUCAGUGAUGCUAUAGGAGAUCGUGCUGGUCCUAUCAGGAGUAUCAUAAAAGGAAAUUAUGGAGCCACUAUCAUUACAUCAGGAGACACUUUCUACACUGGAGCAUUAACUGGUAUAGGACAGAUAAUCGUAUUGCAACAAUUCGGAGAGGGGUUCCAUAGAUCAUCUGAAAACAAUUCAUCAGGCACACGCAAUGAACUGUUUUUUGGGGUUAGUGACUUUGUACGACAAUUCUAUCCAUAUGGUGGUUUUAUAAGUGGUGGAUUUGCCUAUUAUGUUGUCGUCGACUACCAACCUGUUACUGCACAAUCUAUAAGACUAUUACGUGUUUGCAACCUGCCUGAUUGUGGCGGCCCAAGUACCUGUGGAGUGACUGCUUUGUAUGAACUAGGAUUCAAUUGCGGCUUUCAGUCGAUCACUGAAGAUACUCAUGUGUGUGCAGUGUCAUUAGUGGAGGACUUCAGUGGGAUAUCUGGACCCACUGCUGUGGUGACUAUUUGCUUUGGCAAUACUAACUCUAUUUGUUUUGUGAAUGUCACUGCUGUCAAUGAAGCUAUGGACGCUAAAUAUGACUCUUGUAUUGUGUCACGCACUGCUGGGGAACAAGUUGGUUUAGCAUGGAAAACAGGUUCCUCAGAAAGCUGCGAUACUCUGCCUCAGAUAACUGUGGACAGAUGUGACACACCCAGUCCAGUUGGCCUUCUCGCCCCAAAUGGUGGUAUUGACAUAAUAGCACCAGUUCGUUUUAACUUUGGAGACAGCCUUGUCCCUUUUAAUUCAGUAGCUGUGAAGGUGGAGCAGUUUUCCUUCGUGUUUGUUGCAACUGUUGAUUCAAGGAUAAUAGGAUACGAUGUCAGUGGUACAUCAAUCCUGGGCCCCGAUAGUACAUUCUACAGUCAGCCAGUGUCAUCUGUUCUACUUCAGUUGUCAUGGCAGGAAGGACUGAACUACAUCACAGCAGCCACUGAAGACACUGUGUUCCAAGUACCCAUAGAGGAGUGCUCUCAGCGUAUAGACUGUACCAGUUGUACCAAUGACCUCAAUCCGCUGUGUGGGUGGUGUGUGGUGGAGAACAAGUGCUCUCGUCAGACGCAGUGUCAGAACUCCAGUCUCUCCAGUAGAUGGAUACAGGACAAUGCCUGUGUUACUGCCACUGUAGACCCUAUGCAACUUGUGUUUGACCCUGCGAUUCUUGCUAACGAGUUCACGGUGACCCUGACCUCCCCCGGCCUGCCUAAUCCCCUUCCUGGAGAGAACAUUUCCUGUCAUCUGGCCGACGGUGAAGGACGUUUUCCACCCAUCAUAGUACCAGCUGUUGAGGUCACCUCGAGAACAGUGUUCAGUUGUGAUAUUGAAGGACUGGUACCUGACUAUCCUGGAAUGACUGCAACCAUCAACCUGGGAUUUCAGAGCUCUCUGUUUAAUGAGCCAUUUGAUAUCACCAACCAAGCACUCACCAUCUACAGGUGCUCAGCAGGAGAAAGUUGUAAGGAUUGCCUCGGGCUCAACAGUCCGUGUGGAUGGUGUAACCUCAACAAGCAGUGCAGUGGAACAUCAGCUCCUUGCAGGAAUGCAUCUCACUUCCUACAGGUGUCUGGAGGCAACAACUUCACUGCCGAGUGCCCCCUGUUAGACACGCCACCCUCUGGUGUGUAUACUCAACCAGUGAGGGUGGCCAAGGACCUUCGAUUGACUACCAGGAACCUCAUCGCCCCCACUGAUGGCUUUGAGUACUAUUGUGUUGUGAAUGGAGUGAGUCUGACAGCUCAGUAUGAGAGCGAGAGCUCCAUCCUGUGUACAGUGGGCAGUGGGCAACUUAUUCUUUCUCCUGGGGCUAGCAGUUCCCUUGUGUUUGCCAUGGUAACCUGGACGGGGGAUGACACCAACCACCUACUGAGCAACACCAUGCAACAAAUUCCAGUCUCAAUAUUGAAGCUCUCUAGUACUGCAAUAGGACAAGGUGAAUUUGGCAUUGUGUACAAGGGUGUUCUGACAGACUGGAACAAUAUACCUAUACAGGGGGUAGCCGUGAAGACAUUAAAAGGUUUGUUCUCAUUGUCUGACGUUCAGAACAUGGUGUGUGAGGUGAACAAGAUGCAGGACUUUGACCAUCCUCACGUCAUGUCCCUGAUUGGGGUGUGUCUCGAUGCUGGCUCCGGCAUUGCCAUAGUGAUGCCAUAUAUGGCCAACGGGAGUCUCUUGGACUACCUCAAAAGAGAGAGAAGCACCCUUGAGCUAGACGAAGAGUGUGGGAUUGAUCAGAUUCUGGAAGUGAGGAAACUGCUACUAAAGAUGUGUCAUCAGAUAGCAUUGGGAAUGGCCUACUUGGCCGAGCAGAAGUUUGUUCAUCGUGACCUUGCAGCCAGAAACUGCAUGCUGGACUCGGGAGGGGGUAUCAGGGUGGGGGACUUUGGUCUAGCUGAAGACAUCUAUGCUAGUGGCUACUUCAAACAGAACGACCGAGCUAAUGUGAAGCUGCCCUAUAAAUGGAUGGCCUUGGAGAGUCUCAACGACGCCAUCUUCACAGAGAAAACUGAUGUGUGGUCGUAUGGUGUGACUGUGUGGGAGGUCUUCAAUGGAGGACGGACCCCCUACCCUGCCGUGGACCCACACUCCCUCAUCCAGCUGCUGGGAGAGGGGCGGAGACUAGAGAGACCUCUCAAUACAGCCUGUGCCACCGAGAUUUCUGCGGUAAUGCGUCAGUGUUGGAGGGAGGACCCAGAGGAGAGGCCAACCUUCUCACAACUGUCUGCCAUUGUGGAGCGGCUACUGACAUCCAUUUCUGGCUACACUGAGCUCGGUAUGGUGCUACUGAACACCAUUCAAGAAGCGGUUCAGCUCAAAUUUGACUGUGAACCCACACGUACUAAUCAUGAAGACCAUCGCUAUGUAGAACCUCCGUCCAGUUUCAAGAACAGCGGACUGUAUGAUCUCAGGGAAGAAAUUACUACAACAGACAAUUUAUAACUAUAUGUGAGUGGUAGAUGUUCCCUGCAUGCACAUGCAGUAUUAUAGUAACAGCAUAAUAUACAAUUAUGGUAUAAACUACAACGUUAACUCCAGCUGCUUUGGUUGAAUUUCGGUGCAACCAUCGUAUACAAUUUACUCAUAUAAUUAUACACACAGUAUUAUCGUAGCUUAUAUUCUAUAUAUUUUUUUACACAUGUAUGCAAUUGUUUUGUUUGUCAUUUUAAA
This is a messenger RNA of Halichondria panicea, 3545 nucleotides long. RefSeq lists its product as uncharacterized. Lineage: Eukaryota; Metazoa; Porifera; Demospongiae; Suberitida; Halichondriidae. The record is from RefSeq and is a predicted model, not a curated record. Gene Ontology annotation, cellular component: signaling receptor complex; plasma membrane. Gene Ontology annotation, molecular function: protein binding; transmembrane receptor protein tyrosine kinase activity; ATP binding. Gene Ontology annotation, biological process: protein phosphorylation; cell migration; cell surface receptor protein tyrosine kinase signaling pathway. Bases 39 to 3317 code for a protein of 1092 amino acids. The transcript is spliced from 17 exons.